CAGCAACUGGGGCGCGUCUUCUCGUUUCCCCUACCGUCUCUUGCCGUCUACUACAGAGAGAGAGAGCAUGUUUUCUCACUUCGACGGGCAGUACCGCUCCAGACCUCGCGUGUCCCUCAGAGGAGCCAGUAAACAGGCAAGCAGAACCUCGUUUCCCACGACUGAUGCUCUUUUGAUAUUUGUUUUUUGGGUGAAGGAGGCGAAGGACACGUUGCUACAGAGGGCACACCUAGAGAGAGAACAGAGAGAGAAUGCCCGGCGACGCACUGCAGCUGCGGUCUCGGUCCAGUCCUUGUAUCGAGGCCACAGAGACAGAGAGAAACAGUAUGGUGUCUUUAGAGCUCAGUUUGACAAUAGUACAGCAGGCAAUGACCUACAGUCCCUCUCUCGACUGCUAAUCAUCUUCUACACUGAGAGAAAAGACCAUAGCAGACUA
Geodia barretti is the source of this 436-nucleotide messenger RNA. The record is from the annotation of a GenBank genome assembly. NCBI's taxonomy places the organism in Eukaryota, Metazoa, Porifera, Demospongiae, Tetractinellida, Geodiidae.